GUGCCUAAAAUUUUAACUCUAACAAAAAAGCUUACCAGAUUAGAAAAAGGGUGAAAAAGAACCCCUGGUCAACAUCAAAUUACUUAUUCUAUCAAGCUAAGUAAGCCAUGAGCCGCUAACAUCACCGGGCACUUUGGUCACCCACCAACGCCCUGCCUCCACGUGGGCUGAUCGAUCGUUGUUGUCCUGUCGGGCAACUCCGCCGGAAAGCGACGUCACCCGCGGGAACCUCUGUUCUCAUUGCGCUGACGAACCUUUCCUUCGCUCGCUCGAAGACCAACCCUUUUGUGGAAAUGGACUUAAAGCUAAAUUAUAUGAAGUGAGUGGCUGUGACUUUAAAAUUCUGUGCCAUUGAAUUGAAUUUCUCUUUUCCUUUUCGCAAGUUGAUUGUAGCGUUCAAAAGCAGAGUGGGGGGACGAGAGGGAAAAAGGAUCACUCUUUUAUCUUGCUUCAUUGUUUUGACGAUUCCCCCUGCUUUACUCUGUUGCUUUAGUUUCCCUCCUCUUUCUUCAAUUUCUUUUUAUAAUAGUAUUGGGGGUUGAGAGACUCUAUUUGUCGAUUUUGUUGGGCGUGUCUUGUUUGUUUCCGAAGAAAAUGGAUGGUGGGGUGAUGUUGAUUCCAGAAGCUCCACAGCUGCUACUCCUACUUACUAUUUAUUAAUAAGCCAGCACCCUUCGAUUGGGUUUCCUUCAAUUAGAAGAAAGAUCGUUGAUUUUUGUUUCUUUCCUGGACCUCCCUUCUGGGUUCUGGUGUGGUCAUUCAGUUGACUGAGAUGGGAAUCAGCAGCAGAGCAGGAGGAAGUGAAAAGAUGUGAGCAGAUUUUGGCUCCAUUUCUCGUCAACAGUUGAAGAAGCUAGGGCUCUGUUUGCAUAUAGGUAAUCGAAUGUUAUGAGUAGUAGUGAGUGAUGAUACUCUGCUGUCAUGGAAAGUUGGUUCUUUUAUUGCUCCUUGUUUUUGCAAUUUGUUCUUUUAUUGCUCUUCUGAGGGUGUUUCUGCUACUUUUUCCAUGGUUCAUGGGGCUCUGUGGUUUUGCUGUUUGGGUCUAGGGAUAUGAGAGGAGUCAGUAAAGGACCCUUUUUUGCUGUUUCCUUCUCUUUGUUUUCUAGGAAUGGGGUUUCUUAUCUUCCAAUUCAGGCAAGGAAGUGGUAGAUAAUGGAGUCUGACACAGUUUUACAAAAGGGGGAGUAUAAUUGGUAACUUUGAGAGCUGUCUGUCUGUCUGUCUUUGCCUCUCUGUCCUUCUGGGUUUCUUAUAUUGGGCACAUAGGCUGCCAUUCUACUGUGAAUUGUGACUCCCCACUGAUCUCCUUUUGAUGAUUGUUUGGUGUGAAAGGCACUCAAAAUUGGAUACCAAAAUCCAUGCUGCCAAGCCUAUAAGGAUUCCUUUGUAUGAGUGAUCUGUUUGACUGUUUCCAUUUCCAAAAUUGACUACUUACUCAAUUGGGUUACUGUGGCAGGUUGCUAGAUACUUGACUCUCUAUAUUCCUUUGGUGAAGAGACUAUGAUGAGCUCACCAACAACUCAACUAGCAAUCUUGAGAGGAAUGGGGAUCUAUGAGCCAUUCCAGCAGAUCAGCUCAUGGGCAACUGCAGCAGCUGACCCUUUUAGAGGGGAUAAUAAUAAUAGCAAUAUCCUCAAUAUUACUCCCUCCCCGAUUCUGCCACAGGAUAACAACACUGCAGCACCUGAAAACAAGUCUGCUGAGAAUGUCUCCCAUGAGUCAACUGAUCCUUCCAAAAGUGACCAAGAAGCUGGAGGCGGCCGACCUGAUAAGACACAGAGACGAUUGGCACAAAACCGUGAAGCUGCAAGAAAAAGCCGGUUGAGGAAGAAGGCAUAUGUGCAGCAACUAGAAACAAGCCGUUUGAAGUUGGUCCAGUUAGAGCAAGAACUUGUCAGAGCUAGGCAACAGGGUGCAUACAUAAACAAUGGGCUCGAUUUUGGAAUGCCUGCAACCUUGAAUUCAGGAAUCGGGACGUUUGAGAUGGAAUAUGCACAUUGGGUAGAAGAGCAACACAAACAAGUGGCCGAGCUGAGGAGAGCGCUGCAAGCUCACGUCGGCGACGUGGAGCUGAGGAUGUUGGUGGAGAAUGGGCUGAACCACUACGCCAAUCUCUUCCGGAUGAAAGCAGACGCUGCCAAGGCCGACGUCUUCUACCUCAUUUCAGGGAAAUGGAGGACCUCAGUGGAGCGAUUCUUUCUGUGGAUUGGUGGGUUCCGUCCAUCAGAGCUUCUCAAUGUUCUACUGCCACAGCUGGAGCCAUUGACCGACCAGCAACACGCCGAAGUGUGCACCCUCCGUCAAUCAUGUCAGCAAGUAGAGGAUGCUCUGUCUCAAGGGAUCGAGAGGCUGCAGCAGACUCUGUCACAGAGCAUGGCGUUGGGUCAGAGCAUUGGUGGAACUUACAGGGUUCAGAUGGCUGCCGCCAUUGAGAAGCUGGAGGGGCUCGAAUCAUUCGCUAACCAGGCGGAUCAUUUGAGGGGUCAAACUCUGCACCAUAUGGCUAGAAUCCUGACGACGCGCCAAGCUGCUCGCGGGCUGCUUGCAUUGGGAGAGUACUUCGAGCGCCUUCGUGCCCUCAGUUCGCUAUGGGCAGCUCGUCCUCGCGAGCCCACAUGAAGCCCUUUUUCGGGUUGCAGAAGCAACAACACAAAGCAUCCAAAAUAUGGCGUAUGCCUAAACCAUUGAUGAUCGGUAGCUAUGGGCUGGUGGUGGUGUGUAACGCAAAGAACCCAUCACCUGCUCUUACGUAUUCAUGAUGCCUCUGUUCAGGCCAGGCGCAAGAAGAAGAGGGUCUAUUUUGGCCUUUUUAUGUUAUUAUUAUAUGCAAGUCCAUUUGUAUCUAAGUAGUCGAUCUUCUUUCCCAAGAAGAAGAAAAAAAAAAAAAGUCGUAGAUCGUUCCCUCUCUGUAUCUGCAGCUGCUAAUUGGUUUAAGGUGUCAAAAUUUGAUGGCUGUAAAUAGUAAGUGAUGGAUGGUAUUUGAGUUGAGGCAAGCAAAUGUGGUUUAGGGAGUUACAGAGUUGAUGUAUGUAUAGAAAUGGGUAUUAGAAAGUUUGGGGGGCAAUAGGGAAGCAAGAUAUUAUGAGGUGGUUGCUGGUGGUAAUUACCAAUUAGUGUUGUUAAUUUGGUCAAGAGUUUGUUAUAAAGUUUGUAUACCAAUUAUCACUUAGAAUGUUUGAUAUUUAAUGUACGAUUAUGUAAUAUCUAAAUAUGAUCAAAAUGAAAGUUUAGCAUAUGU
Messenger RNA from Linum trigynum, 3238 nucleotides. The record is from the annotation of a GenBank genome assembly. NCBI's taxonomy places the organism in Eukaryota, Viridiplantae, Streptophyta, Magnoliopsida, Malpighiales, Linaceae.